AUGCCGCGAUCGAAGCUGGCCACGCUCGGCAAAGCACAGGCGGCACUGAGCCGUCGCGGACGCGAGACCUUCUCCUUCCGCUUCGACGUCGAGAUUGGUAACGUCGCAGGCCUCGAGGCGCUCGAGGGCUCCGCAGUCGCAUUAGCGCGCGCCACCAAAGUGGUGACCACCCGCGCGCUUCCCGUCGGCGGCGGCGGCGUGGUCGCCUUUGGGCAGAGCCUCUCGACGGUGGCGACGCUCUAUGCGUCCAAGAAGCUGUCUCGCUCCUUCUCGGAGAAGAACUUUCGCCUCUCGCUCGUCGUCGCCGCGGGCGGAGCCAAAAAGAAGGAGCUCGCCCACGCCGACGUCAACCUCGCCGGCCUCGCGACGCGGGGCGGCCCGCCGGCAAGAACAGAGCAGCUUGUGCGGCUCGGGUCCAAGGCGGAGCUCGCCCUCGCACCGCGCGGCAUCGGUGCGGCUGCAGACGACGAGUCGGCCGGCGACGAGAGCGAGCGGCUCGGCCAGAUGCGCUCGAUGCGCUCGGCGAUGGUGUCUCGCCAGCUGAAGCGCGCGGGCGGGAGCGAGGCCGAGGUGCGAGAGGGGAGGCUGGCACAGCUUCGGGCAGCGAAGGCGGAGCGGGAGCGGCGGCGUGCGCUCGGGCUCGACCCGUUCGUCGGUGGGGAGGAGGAGCCGGCGGCCGGCGGGGGCGCUGCCAAGGCUCCGCCGCCGCCGCCGUCGCGCGUCGCAAACCCGUUUGGGGAGGAGGAGGAGGAGGAGGAGGAGGAGUACGAGCGGCCGUUUGGGCUCUCGAGCCGGCUGUCGGAGGAGGAGACGCACGAGGGCGGCUGGAUCGACACGCCGCCAAAGCCGAGCGGUGGCGGGCCGGCGGCCACGCGAAGCACGUUUGACGCGAAGCCAGAGGAGGAGGAGGAGGAGGAGGAGGAGGAGGCGCCUGCGCCGUCGGCCGAAGUGUCGCAGGCGCCGUUCCAGCGUGCCGUGGCGGCGGAGACAGACGGCGCCGCGCGACACUUCCAGGCGGAGGAGGGGGAGGGCUGCAGCCCGGAGGUUGCCACCUCGGGGUACAGCUCGUCCUCGUCCGCCCCGUGCGACGCCUCGUGGUCUCGCGACACGACGGCCGAGGACGAGCUGCACACGGCAAGGAGCGGCCAGGCCGAGGCAGAGGCGCAGCUCGCCGAGGCAGAGGCGCAGCUCGUCCAGCUGCGCGACGAGGCGAAGCAGACUGCGGACGGCUACACGGCGGCGGAGGCGGCGGCGGAGGAGGCGCGCGCGCGAGCGAGCGAGCUCGAGCUGCUGCUCGGCGAGGGCGGCGCCCCCGAGGCGAUGGAGCUGGCUGCGCUGCGCGCGUCGCUGCGCGAGGCGCAGGCCGAGGUUGCGAGGCUGUCCAGGGAGAGGGAGCAGCUGGGCGCCGAAAAGGCGGCGGCGGAGGCGGCGGCGGCGGCGGCGGCCGCGGAAGCAGCAGAGGAGGUCGCCGCGCUCCGAGUGUUUGGGGAGGAGCAGCAGGAGCUCGCACGGCGGGCGGCGGCGGAGAACGGCGUCGCCGCCUCUCUCGGCCGCGCCAAGGGCGAGAAGACGCCGCGCGAGCGGAUGGCUGAGGCGGAGGCGGACGCCACCGCCGCCUCGCUCCGGGCCGACAAGGCUGAGGCGGCGGCCGCAGCAGCAGUCGCGGCGGCUGCAGCAGCGGCCGCGGCGCAGGCGGUGGCCGAGGCGGCCGCGGCCGAGUCGAGCUCGCGCGCGGACGCCGCCGAGCGGAGGCAAGCCGAUGUGGAGGCGGAGUCGGCCGCCGCCGCCGCCACCGCGGCGGCGGCGGGGACGGCGGCAGGGACGGCGGCGGCGGCGGCGGCGGCGGCGGCGGCGGCGGCCGAGUCGCGAGCCUCUGCGGCCGAGAAGGAGAAGGAGGAGGCGGAGAGGCGGCUGAGCGCUCUGGCGGAGGCGGUGCAGCGCGCUGUUCGAGGUGGGGAGAGCGAGUCGGACGGCGGGGAGGGCGGCGGCGGGGAGGGAGCAGUCGAGCUGCGGGACGGCGAGCUGACUGAGCUUGUCAGCCGGCUGGAGGCGCUGUCGGCUGCGGCGGUCGUGGGCGCCGCCGACGUCCGCCACUGGCAGGCGGAGGCGGAGCGUGCGCAGGCGGAGGCGGAGCGUGCGCAGGCGGAGGCGGAGCGUGCGCAGGCGGAGGCGGAGGAGCAACGGGAGCGAGCCGCGACGGCCGAGGCGGCAGCUGACUCCGCAGCGGCCGGGGCCGCGGCCGGGGCGGCGGCUGGGGCGGCGGCCGAGGCGGCGGCCGCCGAGGCGGCUGCGGCGAAGGAGGCGGCCGAGGUGGCUGCAGCGGAAGCGGCGGAGGCGGCGGAGGCGGCCCUGGAGGAGGCGGCCGCAGAGGCGGCGGAGGAGCGGCGAAGGGCGGAGGCGGCGGAGGCGGCGCUGGAGGAGGCGGAGGCUGCGCUGGUGGCGGCGCAGGCGGCGCAGGCGGCGCAGGCGGCGCAGGCGGCGCAGGCGGCGCAGGCGGCGCAGGCGGAGGAAGCAGCACAGGCGAGGCAACCGGCGGCGCAGCCGGCAGAGGCUUCGCGGGAGGAGGCGGCUGCAGAGGCUGCUGCGAGCGGGGAGGAGACGCUUUCCCCUCCGCGCGGGGUCCGUGGUCUCUCCGACCUCGCGGCGCGGCUCGAGCAGGCGGGCGGGCUCGACGACGCGUCCAACUCCGAGGGGGAGGAGGGCGCGUCGGAGGGGGGCGACACGGCGGACGAGGAGGAGUCCGCGGACGGGGAGGAGGGCGGGCGGGGGGGCGGCGCUGCUGGGGCGGGGCGCAGCGGGGCGGACUUCCUCACAAAGGCCACCGACGAUUUGUGGGCGGCUGCCGUCAUCAGCCGCGCCGCUCGCAACUGGCUGAUUGGGUUCCGCCGCCGGCUGGCCGAGGCGCUGGUGAUGGCCAAGCUGCGGAUUGCGGAGCUCGAGUUCGAGGCGGACGAGGCGCGAGGAAAGUCGCGUCGGCUCGCGGCGCAGCUCGAGGCUGCGAGCAGCGCCGGCGGCGCCGAGGCGCUGCAGCGGACCAACCAGCUCGAGGCGGCGUUGGCCGAGGCGGAGGCGGACAACGCGAAGCUGCGGCGCGAUCGGCUGGCGAUGCUGACCAACGGAAAGGCGAGGAGCGGCUGAGCCUUGUUUCGCAUCGUUCGGGAGGCAGUGGCGUAUUUUGUCCAGACGCGCCCGUGCUGUGUGGGCCCCGGGCCGGGGUGUCGCGGGAUUCUCUCUUCACUUCUCUCUUCUCACGGCUCGUGACGACGCACCGGGUGCAGCACACCACGCCAAGCCGAGCGACCAUGUGCGCGCGCGCUGUGCACACCGCACUCAUCAUUCUCAUCUUGUGUAACACUUCUCGCAUGCGAAAUUGAAUGUUGAAAACG
This is a messenger RNA of Emiliania huxleyi CCMP1516, 3386 nucleotides long. RefSeq lists its product as hypothetical. NCBI's taxonomy places the organism in Eukaryota, Haptophyta, Isochrysidales, Noelaerhabdaceae. The transcript has 6 exons. Bases 1 to 3138 code for a protein of 1045 amino acids. The record is from RefSeq and is a predicted model, not a curated record.